UAGCUCGGCCUCUCCUCGGCAAGUUCUCACCGGCUCGGGUUCAGACCCAGAAAGGCAGCUGGGAGAAAAGCUCACCAGACCCCGGCGGCAGCACUCCGGGGUUGCGAGCGCUCGCGUGCGUCGGGCGCUCGGGGUCCCUGCCGCUAGAGAAGCAGCAUCGGGACUCCAGCUCGCCAGAGGUGCCAGUGGACUCCAGAGUCUCUGGUUCUUCGAGUCCAGCGCGGCGAGCCUCGCAAACAAGCUCUGCCCGGGGACUUCGGCUGAACAAGGUCGAUAAUUGAAAUCAUUGCAGUGACCAGCUACAAAAAUGGGCAGCAAAACCUUGCCGGCGCCGGUGCCCAUCCACCCAUCCCUGCAGCUCACCAAUUACUCUUUCCUCCAAGCAGUGAACGGUCUGCCCACAGUGCCCUCGGACCACCUGCCCAACCUGUACGGUUUCAGUGCUCUGCACGCCGUGCACCUGCACCAAUGGACGCUGGGCUACCCAGCCAUGCACUUGCCGCGUUCCUCUUUCUCUAAAGUGCCAGGUGCGGUGUCCAGCCUGAUGGACGCUCGCUUCCAGCUGCCCGCCUUUCCCUGGUUUCCUCACGUCAUCCACCCUAAGCCAGAGAUCACCACGGCGGGCAGCGGUGCCGCGCUUAAGACCAAGCCCCGCUUUGAUUUCGCUAACCUGGCCUUGGCUGCCACACAAGAAGAUCCCACCAAGCUUGGCCGAGGGGAGGGCCCUGGCUCCCCUGCAGGUGGGCUGGGCGCCCUCCUGGACGUGACCAAGCUAUCUCCGGAAAAGAAGCCAACGAGGGGACGCCUGCCUUCCAAGACCAAGAAGGAGUUCGUCUGCAAGUUCUGUGGCCGCCACUUCACUAAGUCCUAUAACCUACUUAUCCACGAGCGGACGCACACUGACGAGAGGCCUUACACCUGUGACAUCUGCCACAAAGCCUUCCGGAGGCAGGACCACCUACGGGACCACAGAUACAUUCACUCCAAAGAGAAGCCCUUCAAGUGUCAAGAGUGCGGAAAAGGAUUCUGCCAGUCCCGGACUCUCGCGGUCCACAAGACGCUACACUCACAAGUGAAGGAGCUCAAAGCUCCAAGAUCAAAUGCUAAAGAACAGAGCCUGCGGGGCACCAGGACCCGGGGACAUGCUGCAGCCCGCCUUCCCUUCCGGAGGGACCCGCGCUGAGGGCGACUCUGCGGGCAGCGGGAGGGGCUCCCGGGAUUUUCCUUCCACACCAAGCAACGUUGUCCCCUGGGUCCCCAGCGCUUGUGGCGAUCCUGAGCCUCGCCCGGGGCCGUGACUCCUUCAGCCUGGGCAGCUCCCCCAGGACGCGGCUAAACUCUUGGCCAAAAGGCGGUACUCAACUCACGUGGCGGAAGGGGAACUGCAUUAAAAACAAAAAAACAAAACAAAACAAAACAAAAAAACAAGAAACGAAAACUCCGCUGAGCCGCAGCGGCGCCUCUCCCAGAAGUAUUACUUUUUCUAUUGUUAUUUUAUACGUUUUCUUUACUCCCUCCCCUCCCCCCCCAACUCUGACCAUAUAAGCUUGUAAAGUCUUGACUGCGGAGAGGGGAAAAGAAAAGGUCUGCGCGCCCUAGCAAUUUCCAGUCCCCGCCUCCCUGCCCCAUUCCCCCCCCCACACACCCGGGAGCCUGCGAAGUGUAAUCCUUGUAUCUGCUUCUGCCAUCCGGCCCCAGGGGCCGCUGGCUCCGAGGGACUCCCGGGCGUUCUGGCUGCGCCACUGACCUCCCCUGCUCUGGACACAGAAACCCGGCUGAGGACCAGGCGCCCCGGGCUGGGGGUGAGGGUGGGGGAUGGGCGGGCCUCCGGCUCCCCGGUUCCAUCCCUGCGCGCGAGCGAGCUGCCGGCCACGAGCCGGACGUUGUAUUGCGACUGGCACUUUAUGCUGACCAUCGGUAAAGGACAUUUAUCACUGGAGUUUUUUUUUUUUUUUUUUUUAACUAUUAAAUAAACGGUUAUUUUA
Molecule: messenger RNA, 1985 nt
Organism: Meriones unguiculatus (Mongolian gerbil)
Lineage: Eukaryota; Metazoa; Chordata; Mammalia; Rodentia; Muridae
Gene: Osr1
Product: odd-skipped related transcription factor 1
Biological process (GO): embryo development; urogenital system development; regulation of transcription by RNA polymerase II
Cellular component (GO): nucleus
Molecular function (GO): DNA-binding transcription factor activity, RNA polymerase II-specific; RNA polymerase II transcription regulatory region sequence-specific DNA binding
Source: RefSeq, a predicted model, not a curated record